CCCUGGUUCUCCCCUCCUGCCUUCUUUCUUCUUUGUCUUAUUCAUAUUUGAUUAUUUUCUCCAUUUUCCAAUUAAGCUGCCGUUUUCCAUUCCGUCUUCUUCCCCAGAUUAUCACUUCAUCAGCCAGCAACCAUUCUAUUCUAUUGGUUCGUUUCGGGUUUUGUUUCUUUGGGACUUUGGCUGCCUGGCUUCCUUCUGGUUUCUAUCUGCCUGCUUCUCCAGUUUUAGCAGAGUCCCCUUGCAGGGAGGAAGAAUUUCCCUUCCAUUUCCCAUCUCUCUCUGUCCAAUUGGAAAAAGCUGCAAUUUUUCAGUUAUACCCACCAAGAUUUGAGAUCUAAUUCCUCUCCGUUGCCCUGUUUCUACUGAUUUUCUAAUCCUGCUUCUUCCGCUGCCGCCCGCCUGCCCCGCCGAUGGUGUCUGGUAAGUUGCUCUUCCUUCUUAUUCUCCUAUUGCUGCUGCUGAUUUUGUGCUUGGGAAUGGGAAAUUCACCCUGAUCGUCAUAGCUCUAGCUUCUUUGGGUGCGCUAUGCAUACACGUAUUAUUUCCCUCUCAGCUGAAGUUUUCUUUACUUUUGGGCAUUCCAGUCUCUUGCUUGUCAAACGUAAUUUCUGUCUUUCCUUAUCUAGGUCUCCUCUGUUUCCAUUUGCACGAUCCUAAUUGGAUAUCCGAGUUGUUAGAAACACUAGCUUCUUCUUUUCCCCUGAAUUUGGUUGUUUUUACUUUUUAGGGUUCCAUCCAUCUUUCUAUCCCUGCCCAGUUAUGUUCCCUUCGAUUGCGGUUUGCUUGCUAGCUACGCCCCAUCCUUUCUUUUUCCUUGAUUCAUCUUAUCUGUACAGCUGCUUCGGCAUCAGGCUAAGUUGGAUGAAUCCCCUUAGUCUGAAGCUCCACUUGGUCCCUUCACUUGCCUCUUUAGCUUUGCUGGUCCAUCUCAGUCUCAAACUAGCAAAAUUUGUGUUUAUUCUGUGGUAGAGUUCAUAGCUAGCUGUGAUUUCUAUCCAGUUACAACAUUUGCACGAAUCCUUCUUGUAUGCUACACCAGUGGAUUCUUGAGCUAUUGUUAUCUGCAAUCAUGGUGUAUGUGCUUGUAUGCACUCUCUCCGUAUAAGUUUGGAUGCUAAACAUCUCGGCAGUGAAUGCUACGAAGCAGUGAAGGCUGAAAAAUUAGCUUGAGGGAUAGACAUGAACUUUGUUUGUUAAGGAGACCGAGAUGGUUUUCUGUUUAGGUUGCUGGGUUGAUGUGGAUGUUGUGCAUCCAAUGUUAAGGCUUUAUUUUCAAAACAAUGGAAAUUGUAUUCGAAUUGAAACUCCUCAUGUGCUACGGAAAAUAUCCAUCAGACAUUUAUCAAUAUGCAAUCUUCUCGUGCUCCGUAAAAUCUAUGUAAUGGCAUCCUUCUCCGCCAGUUCUGUUUGAAGUAGAAUUGUCCGCUGAGAUGCCGCUUGGUGAAAAAAAAAAACAAUUGGGGGUGAAAGAUGGACGAGGAAAGACCUAUUAUGAUUACAUAAAUGCCUUCUCUAAGUGUCUUGAUGUGCCAAAUGUUAAUUAGAUUAGUGAUUCCUCGUCGUAGCUUCAUGGUCGGAUGUUUUUCUGAAUCUGAACUACUCCAUUUAUAAAGUAGGAUGCUAGGUCAUGAAAAAUUUGCCAACUUUUGCUUUCUGCUUCCAAUCGAAUGUCUUGGAUCUGGUUGCAGAUGACUGAUGCAUUUUCCAGCCCAACUAUUGAUCCAAGUUAAAGUUUGGUUCCUAAAAACACACUAGUUCAUGGUCAUCUAGAAGUGAGGUGUUUUUGUGCAAUGGACCCCGUCGAUGAUGGGAACAACAUGCACAACCAGAGCCUUGCCUCCAAGCAGCGACUGCGCUGGACUCAUGAACUUCAUGAGCGUUUUGUUGAUGCUGUAGCACAACUUGGUGGGCCAGAUAGGGCUACUCCAAAAGGUGUUCUCAGGGUCAUGGGUGUACAGGGCUUAACUAUAUAUCAUGUCAAGAGUCAUUUACAGAAAUACCGACUUGCCAAGUACCUUCCAGACUCCUCUUCUGAUGGGAAAAAAGCUGACAAGAAAGAAGCCGGGGAGAUGCUUUCUAAUUUAGAUGGCUCAUCUGGAAUGCAAAUCACAGAAGCUCUCAAGCUGCAGAUGGAGGUGCAAAAGCGACUUCAUGAACAGCUAGAGGUGCAGCGGCAGCUGCAGUUACGUAUCGAGGCACAAGGGAAGUACUUGAAGAAGAUAAUAGAAGAGCAGCAGAAGCUGAGUGGAGUGCUUGCAGAUGGACAACCACCUGGCUCUGGGGGGAUUCUUCCACCAGCCCUAGGGUCAUCAGCUGACCUAGAAUCCGACAAGACCGAUCCUACAACCCCUGUCCCAAGCGAGUCCCCGCUCCAGGACAAGGCCACAAAGGCCAAGAGCUUUUUGAUCGCUGAACCACUCCAACAACAGCAUCACCACCCGGAGCCAAUGACCCCUGAUUCUUGUGAUGACAUGGGCUCUCCAGACGAUGAUAGUCCUACAGCCGAAAGGUCGUUGAAGAAGCAGCGUCUAAGCAUGGGGCCAGGACAGUUUGGUAACAAACCGGAUAUGCUUUUCCCGCACCAGAUACUGGAGUCUAGCUUGAACUCUUUCGCUCAGUCCCAGGCUCACCCUGUGUUUGCUACCAGUCGAGAGGCGUUUGAUCCUUCAAAUGGGCUAUCGAUUGGGAUGGACAGUCAAAUGGAGAAGAUUUCAGGAGGGGAUCUCUAGCGCUUGGAUGGUGGGCUCUUUAGAAUUAAUUGACUUGGGGUCAUUUUAUUAUCAUCAUCGUCAUCCUGUGUCUUUUAUGUAAUUUGGGGAAGAAGAAUACAUGGUUGAUUAAUCAGGCUAGAAAAUGGAAGAUUAAUAUUAGCCAAGAGCCCAAAACAGACAAACAGACGAGUAAGUUUCUAAGGAAAAAGCAGCAGGCUGUUCAUUAUAUUGUUUUUUCCCCACUUCGCCCUUUUCUCUUUUUUUUUCCCCCUUCCUAAUAUGCAGUAGAUGCCUGUCUUGUUUAAUUCAGAGAGAAAUAUUUGUGAUGCUCGCUAAUUUAUCGUAGACUAGUCUGUUAAUCCAAUAACGCCUCUAUACUCUGUUUGAAGAAAUGCCUUGACAUGAAAAGUGGAAACAAAGUAACCACAAAAUGCAAUUGAUGGUAAUACAUGGCAAUACUGCAC
Molecule: messenger RNA, 3175 nt
Organism: Linum trigynum
Lineage: Eukaryota; Viridiplantae; Streptophyta; Magnoliopsida; Malpighiales; Linaceae
Source: the annotation of a GenBank genome assembly